Molecule: messenger RNA, 1026 nt
Organism: Manihot esculenta (cassava)
Lineage: Eukaryota; Viridiplantae; Streptophyta; Magnoliopsida; Malpighiales; Euphorbiaceae
Exons: 3
Coding region: 85-375 (96 amino acids)
Source: RefSeq, a predicted model, not a curated record
CAUUUUCACGCAUGGCUGUCUCCGUUGACACCUUUCAAAGCUAUUUUUAAAAAAUUUCUGUCUCUCUCUGUCUCUCUCUAAAUCAUGGAGGGUGGUGGAUUAGGUGUAAGGAUUGAAAGAAAAUCAUCAAUAGAAAGCGAGCCAAGGACUCUCACAAUUGAUCAAAUCCAAUAUGCAAGGGAAGCAGCUUUGUAUGUGGUGAAUACGAGAAGUGAAGAAGAAGCUGUGAGCAUAUUCACAGAGGGUUUACAGCCAGUGGUGAGUGUGGCACAAAGUGCAGGUGAAGCAAUGGAUUUAGAUGGAGAAAUCAAGUGCAUACAUGCACAUUUACAACUUCUAGCCGGAAUAAGAGAUGUAUUAUCAGCACCUUUCUAGCUUUCUUCCAUAGUAAUCUACCAUUUUUAUUCAUAGUUACAUGCUGUACAUAUUGCCAAUCUCAUAUAUACAUAACCACAGUUUUAAGAAUUCAUUCUCAGAUUUUUCCCCUCUUUAAAGAUUUUUUUUUAAAACGUAAAAAAAUUGGAUCUCAUUGUUUUUAUACAUACACUUCGAUUUGAAAUAAAGAACUUUACAAAAAUUUAAUUCUAAUUGAUUUUUUUUUCAAUUAUUUUAUUUAAAAAGUUUUCGUUUUAAAAAAAUUAAAGUGAUGCAUCUUAUUACAGGAUUCCAUUUAAAUUAUUUCUUCAAAUCAUAUAAUAAAAAACAAGUAACAUCUUUAAUUAAUUACUAUUUCUGUGUCGCAAUAUAUAUCGUGUAAAGUUUCUACUUCUAGCAAGAAGUGUCUACGUGAGAGAGAAUGCAAUAUAUUCUGUGGGAGGCAAAAGAAGUGCCUACGUGAGAGAGAAUGGAGACAGCUAAAGAGGCAAAAUGAGAGAGAUAGUAGAGAGAGAUGAGAGCUUGUUUUUUUUUUUUUUUUUUUUUGCCCUUCCUCCAUUUCACUCUUAUAUUUGUCAUAUGAUUUGAUAAUUGGAAAAUUGAUAAAAAUAAAUUCUAUUACAAAUAUAGCAAUUGAAUAAGCUAUUUUUU